Messenger RNA from Prunus avium (sweet cherry), 768 nucleotides. NCBI's taxonomy places the organism in Eukaryota, Viridiplantae, Streptophyta, Magnoliopsida, Rosales, Rosaceae. The record is from RefSeq and is a predicted model, not a curated record.
ACCAAGUCAUCCCACAUUCUCCUCUCCCUCUCUUCACCACCAGCACUUGUCCAAUUACUAAAACACCCUCCCCUCCCCCCCACCAUGGCAUCAAACUCUUGCGGGAACCACACUAGGUACCAUGGAAUCCGGUGCCGGGGCGGAAAAUGGGUGUCCGAAAUCCGUGAGCCACGUAAGACUAGGCGGAUAUGGCUCGGGACCUACCCAAUCCCGGAGAUGGCAGCGGCCGCCUAUGACGUGGCCGCGCUCGCUCUCAAAGGCAGUGAUGCUGUUCUAAACUUUCCGAGCUCCAUUGCCUCGUAUCCAGUGCCAGCAUCCAAGUCACCGGAGGACAUUCGCAGUGCCGCUGCUGCUGCUGCUUCUGUUGCUGCUGCACUACAGUCGAAUGAGGAGGCCAAUAACAGCCUGGAGCUCAAGGAGAGGCAGAAGAAGCAAGAGGACGACAUGACGACGAUGAUGAAUAGUACUAGUUUGGCGUCGUCUGUGGGAAUGUACGAAGAAGAGCUUUUCGGGAUGCCAAAUUUGCUGGCCGAGAUGGCAGAGGGAAUGCUGUUGUCUCCGCCGAGACCGCCUGAUUAUCCCGAAUCGGGCAAUUCAGACGGAGGAGAAAUUGAUUUUUUCUGGCCAUAUAUAUGGUUGCGAUCAAACCAAUGGAGUGUGCCUUUACAGAGAGACAGAGGAUGCAAGUUUGUAAGCGACAUACUGACUUAUAUAAGACAAAAAAAAGAAAAGAAAUUAUGGGCUGAUGAUGUGAAACUAUCGAUUUAG